AUGCGGGUUAACGUAGCUCGGGUGUGGGAAGAUGCGGAUUAUGCCAAAGUCAAGAAUAUGUGUAAAAAUAAUCAAGGAUGGCAUGAGGUAUACAGAAAGAAAAACAUUUCCGUAUUCACCCAAUCAGUUCCAUGCAGUUACUACCAGAUGAUUAAGGCAGUAGCGAAGUAUCCAGACGUGCCAGCGUGUGUUGCUUACGACGUCCUGCAUGAUGCGACUUAUCGUUCACGUUGGGAUCGACAUAUGGCAGCACAGUGCUACAUAGGACGAAUAAAUCCCAACAAUGACAUAGGAUAUUAUGCAUUGUCAGCUAUGCCUCCAGUCCGAGCUCGUGAUUUCGUAAUGCAACGUUCAUGGCUCGACACCGGUGACGAGAAAAUGAUUUGCGGACACUCAGUUUGCCAUCAGGACUACCCUCCGAUGAAAGGCUACGUACGAGGAACCGCUCUUACUGUCAGCAUACCUUAUUCGAGGGCUUGA
Messenger RNA from Cooperia oncophora, 480 nucleotides. Lineage: Eukaryota; Metazoa; Nematoda; Chromadorea; Rhabditida; Trichostrongylidae. The record is from the annotation of a GenBank genome assembly.